AGUAAACAAACUCCACGUGCAUUUCUGUUGUAAACAGCUCGGCUCAGCUCCGCUCAGUUGGAGUUCGCUUGGAAAACAGGUUGAUGGCUAUGUGAAAAUAUUUUGUAUUGUAAUUUAUUAGAAAAUGUCACGUAUAAUCAUUAAAAACAUCCCGAAUGGGAUCACAGAGUCUAAACUGAAAGACCAUUUCAGCCAAUGCGGAAUCGUAACUGACAUCCAGUUAAAGUAUACUCCAGAGGGAAAAUUCAGAAACUUUGGCUUUAUCGGGUAUGAAACGGAAGAGCAUGCAUCGAAAGCAAUUAGUCACUUCAAUAACACCUUCUUGAGAACUUCCAAGAUAAGUGUGGCCCCGUGUGCUGCUCUGAAUGAGGGUAAAGAUUUCAAGGUUUGGAGUAAGUACAGCAAAAGCAAACAAGAUUCCAAGGAUGUAACGAGACUAUUGGAAGAAAAAGCUACAAAAGGGAAAAAAGGGGAAACUGCUGAGGAUAUUUUGAAGAAACACAAGAAUGAUCCGCUUUUCAAGGAGUUCGUCAAAGUUCAGAAUAAGGCCGGUACUGCCAUUUGGAACAAUCAGAUGCAGCAGAGUGCCAGUGAAGAUUCCGAUGAUGAUGAGGAGCAAGAACAUGAAGUGGAAAAGUCUUCUGUUUUGGAAAGCCAGAGUGAAACCAAAAAGAAGGAAUUGAAAAUUUCUAAUCUUUUUGUAGCAAAAAUACACAACAUCCCUUCCAAAACCAAGCGCCAGGACUUGCUUCGAUUCUUCAAGCCGGUAAAACCGUACUCUAUCAGAAUACCGCCAAAGCAGAAAGGAUUCGCUUACGUGGGGUACAAAACUGAAGCGGAACUGAAAAAAGCGCUACUUAAAGACAAGAGCUUUUUGGGUGGAAAGCAAGUCAAAGUGGUUGACUUCACCGCCAAAGAUCGGCUGCGGUCAGAAGAAGAGAAAGCGAAUAAAAAGGAAAACCCAAAAUGGAUCAGACAAAAGGAAUCGGUAUGCAGUGAGAGUAUAGUGGAAACAGGAAAACUGUUCUUCAGAAACUUGGCCUACUCGGUCAAGGAGGACGAUUUGAAACAACUGUUCGAGAAGUAUGGUCCAGUGGCUGAUAUUGACUUGCCAAUCGAUUCCAAUACGAGAAAAUUGAAGGGCUUCGGUACUGUUACAUUCCUCAUGCCUGAGCACGCUGUCCAGGCGUACAGUGAGUUGAAUGGUACAUUUUUUCAAGGACGCAUGUUUCACCUUCUCCCUGCUAAAGCUGAUGAAACCAAACAAGAUGAGGAAGAGGACGAAUCCGGAUUAAAUUACAAGCAGAAGAAGGAAUUAAAACUCAAGAAAACUGCUCAAUCUGCACAUAACUGGAAUACGCUGUUUAUGGGAGAGAAUGCUAUUGCUGAAGUAGUUGCCAAGAAGUACGGAAAAACAAAAGAGGAGGUGUUGAACACUGAGGGGGGAUCGACCAGUGCUGCUGUUCGGUUAGCUUUAGGCGAAACCGAAAUCGUUUCCGAGAUGCGGCAGUUCCUAUUGGAUAACGGUGUUUAUUUAGACGCGUUCAAUGGAGUACCCAAGGCAAGGUCCAACUCGACCAUACUAGCAAAGAAUCUACCCGCUGGUACGGAAAUCAAUGAACUGAAAGAGCGUUUCGACAAAUUUGGUUUGUUAGGCCGAGUAGUGCUGCCACCAAGUGGCGUGUCAGCGGUUAUUGAAUACUUGGAUCCCAGUGAGGCUAAGAAAGCCUUCAAAAAGUUAGCAUACUCUCGUUUCAAGUCGCUUCCUCUUUACCUCGAGUGGGCUCCGGAUAAUAUAUUCAAUAAGACAUCAGAGAAAUCUACCAAUGAGGAUAAUGCUGCUGAGAAUACGAGAAUGAAAAAGAUUGAAACUCCCAAAAAUCACAAACAAGAAAAGAAUACCGAAUCUAAGUCGGAGCAAGACGAACCUGAGACCGCCGCGGAAAAUGCGAACACCGACUUCCCGCCAGAAGAAGGUACAACGUUAUUCAUUAAAAACCUAAGCUUUCGAACCAAUGAGGAUAGUAUUCGUGAAACAUUUAAAAAUAUCGGUCUGAUCCAUUCUGUGCAAGUAGUGCGCAGAACAGAUGGUGGCAAGAGCGAAAGUCGAGGAUAUGGAUUUAUUCAGUUCAAAUUUCGAAAAUCGGCGGAUGCGGCUUUAAAGAACUUGCACUCAGUUAGCAUUGAUGGCCGAAAUGUAGAACUUUCACGAAGCGAUAGAGUACUCAGCACUGAGGUUACUUCAAGAAAAACGAGUAAAAUGAAAAAGCAAACGGGUACCAAAAUUCUCGUACGGAACGUUCCAUUCCAGGCGAAUGCCAAGGAAAUUAGGGACUUAUUCAAAGUUUUUGGUGAGCUGAAAUCGGUCCGUUUGCCACGAAAGAUGGUAUCUAGCGCAGAUGAAAGUCACCGCGGAUUCUGUUUCGUAGACUUCAUUACGGAAAACGACGCCAAGCAAGCGUUCGAGACGCUGUGUCAAAGUACCCAUUUGUACGGCCGUAGGUUGGUGUUGGAGUGGGCAGAAGCCGACGAUGGCGUUGAAGAACUGCGUAAACGAACAGCCGAAAAAUUCGUGGGAACCGGUGGAUCAAGUGAUGCUAAACGUAGUCGCAAAGGUGUUUUUGAUACAUCAGAAAUUGGUGCACUUGACGCUGGUCGCUUGGAGGAUGCAGAUGGUGAAGAUGGGGAUGAGGAUGAAGAUGGUUUCUGAUCUUCAAUAAAGUUUUAAGUAUGUUACUAAA
Messenger RNA from Armigeres subalbatus, 2741 nucleotides. Its product is annotated as probable RNA-binding protein 19. Gene Ontology annotation, cellular component: cytoplasm; nucleus. Bases 125 to 2710 code for a protein of 861 amino acids. The transcript is spliced from 5 exons. The record is from RefSeq and is a predicted model, not a curated record. Gene Ontology annotation, molecular function: mRNA binding. NCBI's taxonomy places the organism in Eukaryota, Metazoa, Arthropoda, Insecta, Diptera, Culicidae.